UCCAGUUCGUUGUUUUUGCGCAUCAAGGGCAUUAUUGAAAACUCGAAAAGGGUUUAGGGCUUUGGAAAUCUCACUCAUUACCGCCCAUUCCUUCCUCCUCAUCGAUUUAUCACCGCCUCAGUGUUAUAGAUAUUUUCACAAAGAGCGUGAAUUGCAAUGCUGGGAAUAAAUUUAUUCAAGCGAAAUCCAGACAUCAUACGCGAAUCUCAACGACGUCGUUUUGCUAAUGUUGAAAUUGUCGAUAAAAUUAUUCAACUUUAUGAAAACUGGAAAACUCAUCAGUUUGAGCUUGAGCAGUUCCGAAAAGAUUUCAAUAAGAUUAAUAAACAAGUUGCCAAACUACGAAUAGCCGGACAGGAUGCGAGUUCCUUGAUCAAAGAUACCGAGGAAAACAAACAAUUUACUGCAAAGAAAGAGGUGCAGGUGCUGGAAGCUCGAACUGCAUUGCUUUCGAAUCUUGAUUUGGUUGGAAAUAUCGUUCAUGAUUCCGUUCCGGUUAGCAACGAUGAGGCAGAUAAUGAGAUAGUUCGGAGUUGGGGGGAGAAGAGGGAGGCAACAAAACUGAGAAAUCAUGUGGAGCUUGUUGAUCUUCUUGGAAUUGCGGAUAUGAAAAGAGGCGCUAAUGUUGCCGGUGGUAGAGGGUACUAUUUGAAAGGAGACGGGGUUCAUCUCAAUCAAGCUCUUGUUAAUUUUGGGUUAAAUUUUUUGGAAGAAAAGGGUUACACGCUGUUGCAAACACCGUUCUUCAUGAGGAAAGAUGUCAUGGCUAAGUGUGCUCAAUUAGCACAAUUUGAUGAAGAACUUUAUAAAGUAACUGGUGAGGGAGAUGAUAAAUAUUUGAUUGCUACUGCUGAACAACCGCUUUGUGCUUAUCAUAUGGAUGAGUGGAUCCCUCCAAUACAAUUACCAUUAAAAUAUGCCGCAUAUUCCUCUUGCUUUCGUAAAGAAGCUGGUACACAUGGUCGUGACACUCUUGGGAUUUAUCGUGUUCAUCAGUUUGAGAAACUGGAACAGUUCUGUAUAACGGGCCCAAACGGUAACGAUUCCUGGGACAUGCAUGAGGAAAUGAUCAAAAAUGCCGAGGAGUUUUAUCAGAUGUUGAAAAUUCCUUAUCAGAUAGUGAAUAUUGUUUCUGGUGCGUUAAAUGAUGCUGCUGCUAAGAAGUAUGAUCUCGAAGCAUGGUUUCCGGCAUCUAGCACUUACAGAGAGCUUGUGUCGUGCUCAAACUGCACCGAUUACCAAUCAAGAAAGUUGGAGAUCAGAUGUGGACAAAAGAAGAGUAAUGAGGAGACCAAGCAGUAUUGUCAUCUGUUGAAUUCUACCCUCACGGCAACAGAAAGGACUAUUUGUUGCAUUCUUGAGAACUACCAGAAGGAAGAUGGUGUUGAAGUGCCAACAGUUUUACAGAGAUAUAUGGGUGGCAAGACUUUUCUGCCUUUCCAAAAUCCUUCAACAAACAAAACAAAAGAGAAGAAGUCAAAGGCGUAGAUCGCACCAAUUUUCAUACUUAAAUUGAAGGUUAGAUACCUAUGCAUUUAUUCCAUGCCAAUCUAGGGAUAUCUUCAUAAUGCAAAAUUUGCAAAUAACUUAUUGAGUCAGAUUUGAAUGAAGUUUGACUGUCAUCUUGGCCGGAGGAAGUAUUAUGAAAGUCCCUAUUAUUUUCUACAUUAUUGCUCCCAUCUAUUAAGUGUAUGGGUGUGAAGAAAACAAACAAACAAAAAAAAGAAACAAAACCCAAGUAGCAUGUGGUUAAUAAGGAUCCCGGCAGGAAAGAUAGAUAGAGUAUGUGAUAAUAGCUUAAUUCGAAUAGCAGUUGGGCAUCUAAAUGACACCACAACAUGAUGAGAAAAAACAGCAGAAAUUUUGAGAGGUAACUGAGAAUGAAUACCUUAGUUGGCAGCUCAAGUUUUUAGACCAAAUGAAGAGAAUGCAGGAAGCCCAUACACACUUUAUCUUUUAGUACUCUAAAAGCCGAUUUGAAAAGAAGAUCAUGAAAUUUAAGAUACUAAAACUUCCGUAACUUAUUCAGAAUUAGCUAGCAAGCCCUCUGCCCUUGGAGCAUCGACUUUCCUUGCAUCUCUAUGACAGUUGUGAAGAAUUGUAGAAUUUCCGUUAAGCCCUUGUUAUUUUCUGCGCCUGUCUUUGUUUCAACCAUGCUUGCUUCUUGUAAUUUGCAGUGCCUUUUAUCUUGUUUGGCGGCCCUAUAUCAUAUGUUUCCCGGUCCCCAAUUUCAAGGCAAGGGAAGAUUGCAUACGCCGAACCUGGCUAAUUCGCUGCUUAUUUGAGUGUUAACUUUAAUAAUCCCUGCAAGCAAUUUUAAAAGUUUGUGGUCUACAACCGAUCUAACUUGGUUUCUACAAAUGACCUUCUUAAGGUUUGUUUUUUUGUUUAAACAAGCAUGAACAAGGGUAUUACCUGCAUUAUCUUCAUAUAUCGACUUGUAACUUGAUCCUAAACACCUGAUACUCAUGAUAAGGCUGAUCACUUGAUGCUUCUUAUAGUCUUAUUAGAGGUUUGUGUGGGAUUCUGUGAAGUUACUCUAGGUUCAGUUGUGUCCUCAAUAUUAUUGUUAUGUUUAUAUCUUCAUUCAUUAUUGUACUCUGAACUCUGAAGAUAAUAGGCAAAUAUCACAGAACCAUGUUUUUCAUUGCAGAUAAUCUGUAAAUCAGAUUAUUAAGCUA
Molecule: messenger RNA, 2681 nt
Organism: Erigeron canadensis
Lineage: Eukaryota; Viridiplantae; Streptophyta; Magnoliopsida; Asterales; Asteraceae
Product: serine--tRNA ligase-like
Exons: 4
Coding region: 157-1488 (443 amino acids)
Biological process (GO): seryl-tRNA aminoacylation
Cellular component (GO): cytosol
Molecular function (GO): serine-tRNA ligase activity; ATP binding; tRNA binding
Source: RefSeq, a predicted model, not a curated record